Messenger RNA from Dentiscutata erythropus, 161 nucleotides. NCBI's taxonomy places the organism in Eukaryota, Fungi, Glomeromycota, Glomeromycetes, Diversisporales, Gigasporaceae. The record is from the annotation of a GenBank genome assembly.
CAUCAGCACAAGGUACCAAAUUAAUCAGCUGCAAAAUGUCAAUGCCAACAGUGAAGGCAUUAGUAAAUGUGAAAAAUUUACCAAUAGCAACAUUAAUUAACGACAACACUAUGAGUAACAAGACAUCAUUAACAAAAGCACCAUUAGGCUACAACAAGUAA